UUUCGUUGUUGUGGUUCUCUUUCUGCUCACCAUACAUGGCGGUUGGCUGGCCGACGAAAAGAGGCAUUUCGAUAUGAAGGUCGUAGAUACAGCUGUGAGCAUGGAUUGUAACAGCACUGACAGUACUGUUCAUAUGGAAGUCGACAAUUACGACAAAGAGAAACUUGCUGCUUUGAAAAAGGAAGAGGGAAACAAGCUAUAUUCAUCAAAAGAUUAUACUGGUGCAAUUAAGCUAUACUCAGAAGCUAUUGACCUUCAACCAACCAACUUUGCCUACUAUGGAAACCGGUGUGCCUGUUAUAUUAUGACUAAGGACUACCAAAGCGCUCUGAAUGAUGCCAGGAAAUCAACUGCUUAUAAUAGUAACUUCACCAAGGGAUACCUCAGAGAAGCAAAAUGUCAUAUGACUUUGGGAUCUGCAUCUUUUGCCAAAAGAUGUCUUCUCAAGGCCCUGGAAAUCGACCCUAGCAACCCACAGGCAAAAACAGAUAUAAAAACUGCAAAUGCAAUGAUGCAGUUUGAGUCCCAAGCCCAAGAUGGAGAAAACUCUAAAGAUUAUAGAAAGGUGGAAUAUUGCAUGAGGCGAUUGGCUGAAUAUGUUCCAGACUGCAAAAAAUAUAAAGCGUCACAAGCUGAGGCAAUGGUUCUUUUGGGAAAGAUUGAAGAAGCACAGAAUCUUGCAAAUGAAAUCUUAAGAAGUGACAUCAGCGUAGUUGAGGCAUUAUACGUCAGAGGACUUUGUCUCUACUAUCAAGAUAAUAAUGAGAAAGCAUACAGGGUUUUCCAGCAAAUAUUCAAGAUGGAUCCAGAUUAUAGAAAGGCCAAAGAAGUAUACAGAAAAAUUAAACUGUUAGAAAAAACAAAGGAAAGUGGCAACAAUGCGUACAGAAAUGGAAGGUUUCAGGAAGCCUAUGAUUUGUACACGCAAGCAUUAGCAGUUGACCCAUGCAACAAAGUGACAAAUGCUAAACUUCAUAGCAAUCGAGCAAAUGUUUGUGAAAAGUUAAACCGGAUUGAAGAUGCUAUAGAAGACUGCAAUCAAGCUAUUGAAUAUGACCCAAAGUUCGUCAAGCCGAUGUUACGGAGAGCCAAAUGUUAUAUGCAAACAGAAAAAUACGAAGAAGCUGUUCGAGAUUAUGAAAAACUUGUCAGAUUGGAUAAAAACCCAGAGUAUCGACAGCUCCUAAGAGAAGCAAAAUUAGAAUUGAAAAAAAGCAAACGAAAGGAUUACUACAAGAUAUUAGGUGUUUCAAAAACCGCAAGUGACGAUGAGAUGAAGAAGGCCUACCGUAAAGAAGCAUUAAAACAUCAUCCAGAUCGACAUUCACACGAUUCGGAAGAAAAACAAAAAGAUGAAGAAAAACUGUUCAAAGAUGUUAACGAAGCAUACAGCGUAUUAUCAGACAGACAAAAACGAAUGCGAUAUGACAAUGGCCAAGAUUUAGAAGAUGUUGGUUUUGACAUGGAAUUUGAUCCAAAUCAGAUCUUCCAAGCUUUCUUCGGCGGUGCUGCCGGACAUGGAGGACAUGGAGGACAUAGCAACAGUGGAUUUUCGUUUCCAUCAGGCGGAGGCUUCCCUGGUGGAUUCUCUUUUUCAUUUGGUUAACACAUCAGAAUGAGACUCUUUCGCAUCAAAACGUGAUAUUGCAAAUUGAAUUUUUAUUCUUUAUCCAUGUUUUUUAUAUCUCUCAUCUACAAUCGUGUAUGCUCUGCAAUUGACUGAUUUGUGAUGAAAUUUUGUUCUGUUUCUGGGGCGCAAAAAAAUAACUGAGUUACGUAGUGCUAUGUGUUACACGAAGCACAGUAUUUGAAGAACUAGAAAAUACACACGCUCGCAGUUAUUGCGCAAAAAUUUGACGAGACCUGAUAGUCGAUAUUCACACGUCUAAAUUAAUAGUCAAAAAUCUUGUUUUGUUGGUGUUACGUUCAGCGAUCACUCUAAGUCGUAAAUAGACCAUAAAGAAGUAAAAAAUUGUAUAACGUUGGUUUAAUAUCGAGAAAAUAAAAUUGUCAAUACUACUGUCAUACGCUUGUAUUGUCUGAUUUCCCUUGUAGCUUCUUGUAUAAGAAAAUGUAUAAAAAAUUUGCGAUACGAGAA
This is a messenger RNA of Rhopilema esculentum, 2098 nucleotides long. RefSeq names its product dnaJ homolog subfamily C member 7. Lineage: Eukaryota; Metazoa; Cnidaria; Scyphozoa; Rhizostomeae; Rhizostomatidae. Gene Ontology annotation, molecular function: protein binding. The record is from RefSeq and is a predicted model, not a curated record.